ACGAUUCCUUAGCAACGCUUGGCUCCCUGGAAGUGGUGGCGGUCGAUUCAACAUGGCGGCAGCGACAACAGAAAGUGGAAACUCAGGGAUAUUUUGGAUGAACGGCGCCUCAGAUGAUGACACACCUUUAGUGUUUGUUCCUGGUGUGGAUGGAAAGAUGAAGACUCAGACUCCUUUCAGGGUGGGGCCAGGCAGCACCAGUGCAUCCAGUAAAAGAGUUUCCAACAUGCCAGCCAGGCACAGCUCUGACCGCAAGGAUGGGACCACGCUAAAGAAAAGUGCCAAGAAACAAGGCCGCCUACAAAGUGAGCAUUCUCGGGUAUAUAUCAAGGACUGCUGCCCUGUUGCUUUGGCUACAGAACACAUCCCCUCCUCAGCCAACGAGACCUUUCUGUCCUCCACACAGGUGACUGAGAGUAACAGAGCUAAGAGCCUGGUAUGUUUGAAAGACCUCUGCCCUGAAGACAAGCGUCGGAUUGCAAACCUCAUUGAAGAACUAGCUAGAGUGAGCGAGGAAAAAGAAGUGUCAGUGCAGCGCCUGAAAGAUGAACAGGGAACUUUUGAGCGCAAGAUCCAGCAGUUGGAGCAACAGAACCUGAUCAUAGCACAGGAGAGAGAGAGCAUGCAGCAGCAGUACAGAGAAUGCCAGGAGCUGCUCGGGCUCUACCAACAAUAUCUUUCUCAGCAACAAGCCAAACUUAACCAGUCCAUUGCACAGCUCAGCCAGGCACCAGCACACAGCAAGGUGCUCAGCAGUGAGGAAGCCCCCAGCAGAGCUAAUGGCUCACUCUUCGAUGGUUCAUACCUCGGCCUUGCCACUGCUCGAGCACAACAGCCUCAAGUGUCCAGGAGUGGUGGUCGAGGAAAGGGAGCAGUACAGAUCUCAAGUGACGCUGACUCACUGUCUUGUGUCAGUGAGUCUAGUCCAAUUGAUGGGCCUAUCAAACAGCAAAGGAGUCAGAAAAGGCAGUGCAGGAAGCCACACCUCAGAUGUGAGCACUGCGAAGACAGCGGCUAUGGAACACAACAACGGAGAACUGAUAAUGGCUCUCGUCUGGAGAAUGACCAAUACCAAUCCUUCAACCAAAACAAGAGUGCAAGGCUUCACAGUGGGAAUGCCAUUGGCUCAGAGGCCAAAGAAGCCCUGGCCAGGUCUCAGUUGGGUCACGAGGACUGGGAGGAGAAGAGGCACCAGCUGCUGCUGCAGAAGAUGCAGUUGGAGAUGGAGAGAGAGAGGCUGCAUGCGCGGCUGGCUGAGCAGGAGGAGAGACUCCACAGACAGAAUCAGCAGUUACACCAGACGCGUCAUGAUUACAGCAGGUUUCAACAAGCUACAAAAUCGGAUCCCAUCGGCUCUGCCUCUAGAAAUGUAGAUCCACAGCUGGCAGGUCCCUCUCACCAGGAUUUACCCUCCAGUGUGUGUGAAGAACCAGAGGUACAAACUGGAAGACAGAGCUUACAUGAAAAGCCUUCACGGAGCCUGGACAAUGGCAAUGAGGCCUUCGAGCUGUCCAAAAAGGACAUGGCUACAUCUCCUGUUCAGCCCCCUGUGAGCCUGAGUAAACCCGCCUCCAGGUCUGUGAUCCAAAAGACCCCAGAAGCCAGGUUGGAAUUCUCUGUGGUUGAGUUGUUGGAUAUCUUUACUCCUGUCUCUGCACCUGAGCUAAAUAAGCCGUCCACUCAAAGACCCAAAACCAUGCAGCUUAGGCUGGCCCCCGCUGCCCCAAAACCAGCGGACAGAAACUUGUGUACCUCUGUUGGGCCUUAUCCUCGGGAUGCCCAGCAGGACCUGGAAGAGAGCCAAAUACUGGAGGAUAUUUUCUUCAUUUGCUGACCCAGAAUCAGGAUGAAUCCAGUCACUGACUUUUUUUUGUUGGUCUCUCAUUUAAUUUUCAGUUGACAUUCUGACUGAGCAUGAUCAUAAUGUUAUUUACUGUAUUCUUCUAACUUUGUGGUUUUAAUACAAAUAAACAAGUAUUUAUUCAGAA
Molecule: messenger RNA, 1988 nt
Organism: Labrus mixtus (cuckoo wrasse)
Lineage: Eukaryota; Metazoa; Chordata; Actinopteri; Labriformes; Labridae
Product: KIAA1328 ortholog
Exons: 12
Coding region: 53-1834 (593 amino acids)
Source: RefSeq, a predicted model, not a curated record